GUAAUAAAGAAGAAUCGGGAAAAGUCCAGAAUUUUCUCUACCGGAGAAUUACCGCCGGUUAUUCUCACGUAUCGUUACUCUUAAACGAUAAGGCAAACCGGUCGGACGUGGGAAUAAGAGUCGUGUUAUUGUCGUGCCGCUGUCGUAUCGAACGUUUUUCGAAGAUUUUGCCGUGAAGCCGAUUUAUUGCCGGAUGCUUAUUAAAGUGCGUUUUUCUAAAUGUAUAUCGGUGGUUUAGUAAUAAACUUUCUUUGUUAAUAAUAUUGAAGACUAGUUUGUUUUGAUCCAAGAUUCAAACAUUCAAACAGCUGAUGCGUAUGGAAAACAUCAAGCAUCGGCGUGAGAUACGCGUGAUCACAAGAAGGUCGAGAUUCAUUGCCGAACUCUACGUUGAAUUGAAACCUAUUGGUGUGUUUCACAGAAAACUUUAUUGAAAAUCUUACAAUAUAUACAGGGCUAAGGUAACGCUUUUCACAAAACGCUCAGUAAAUACUGAUAAAUUUUCGUACAAAGAGUUUGCUGGCAGACUUUUCAAACGGAAUGUGCUGUUUGUAAAAACGUCGCUCAAACAGAAUAAGAAUGAUGAUACAAUUCAAAAUGGUACAUGGUAGUAUCGCAAAUAAAAGUUGUUACUUGACUGAAUAUAUUUUGAAAUGACAUCAAUAUGAACAGUGAAAUCAACGUUUGAGACAUGCGCAAAGGAGAAUUUAAGCUGUAUUAACAACAAAUGGUAAAUAACAUCUUUAAAACUAACAAAACUAUUAUAUACAAUCUACCGUUCCAUAUUUACAGUGUGUUUUUUGACUCUCAAUUAGACAAAAUUAAUAAAUUUCAUCUUGACCAAGAAAGAAGGAUGAUGAAAAAGUUUUCGUGGAUUAAACAAAAACAUUAUAAAAAAAUCUCUCUACCUAAGAAACUCACAUAUUUUGCUAUAAACCGCGAUAAACCCCUUUUGAAUAAUAGUUCCAAUUCCUACUACACACAUCCUUCUCACACUUUCUUCUUUUCACCUUCUUUUCAAGCCACACAUACAGUAAACAUCCAAAUGGAACUCAAAUCUCCAACCAAAACAUUACUCGAGCAUAGGAAAAAUUGGUUUAUUAAUCUCACCAGCACUCCCAUUCCUGAUAAAGUUGUUGGUUUAUUGCAACAUGGUGAAAAUUUCAGCCUUCCCACCAAAAAUAAUUCUAAACUAAUAUUUGAAAUGAUAAAAAAUUUUGAAUACAAUAUUAAGAUAACAAUACAUUUAGAUAACAAUAAAAAAAUUGACAGUCGCAACCGGUUUGUUCCUAUGUUCAAACAAUUGAGAGUUUCUAAUUUUACUAACUUAUUACAUGAUAUUGAAAUUAACAAUGCUCUUAAAUAUACUAACUCAUUUGUGAAACACCAUCCUUCUAUUAUCUACACUAGAGCGGAUAAGGGCAACACUGUAGUCGCGAUGGAUAAAGUUAAAUAUACUCACGAUAUGGAGAAUUUUUUAUUGGACAUUAACACUUAUGCCCCAAUUAAAAAGAAUCCGGUCAAUUCUAUAUUAAUUUCGUUAAAAGCUUUGUUAAAAAAAUGGAGGUCUCACGAUUAUAUCUCGGACAUCUCUCACCGUAAUUUAAACUCAUCUUUACCAAUUCUCCCUAGAGCUUAUGGUGUGCCAAAGAUCCGGUAAUCCACUUAGAAUGAUUAUUUCUUCAAUUAACAGUCCGUUACACAACCUUGCUUUUUUCUUACACAAGAUCAUUUCCAAAAGUAUUCCACCUCCUAAAAGUUUUGUUUUCAACAGUUUUCACCUUUCAAAGAUAAUUUCUGGUGUGAAAUUUGAGCACUCUUUUGAACUAAUUUCUCUCGAUGUUACAUCUUUGUUUUCCAAUAUUCCACUGAACUUAGUAAUUAAUAGUUUGGAGACAAGAUCUCAUAAGCAAGGAAACGUCCUUACCUAAAGAAGAAUUUUUCACCGCUAUUAAAUUCGUAUAUAAUUCAACUUUUUUUAUUUUUAAUAACCAAUUUUAUCGACAGACCUUUGGCGCACCAAUGGGUUCACCCCUUUCCCCCAUUUUAGCUGAUAUUGUUAUGCAAGACCUCGAACAGAACAUCAUUAAUUCUUUACAUUUCCAACCUCCUUUCUAUGUUCGAUAUGUCGACGAUAUAGCUCUAAUGGUUCCUGAUGACAGCUUUGACUUAGUCCUUCAUCUCUUUAACUUUUAUCAUCAUCGCCUACAAUUCACCAUGGAGAUAGGCUACAACAAACUGAAUUUUCUGGACAUCACCAUAAUUAAGAGAAAUAAUUCUUUGAUACAUGACUGGUAUUACAAGUUGACUUUUUCUGGCAGAUACCUUAAUUUCCAUUCCAACCAUCCAACCAGCCAGAAAAAAAGCACAGUUAUAGGUCUCAUUGACAGGGCCUUUUUUAUCUCAUCCUGACUUUCAUAAGAAAAACUUUUACUACAUUAUUAACAUUCUGAACGACAAUAAUUACCCUAUUGACUUCAUUUAUAACAUUUUAAAAAAAAGACUUAAAUAUAAUUUUUUAAAGAAUAAUAACU
Messenger RNA from Pseudomyrmex gracilis, 2534 nucleotides. RefSeq lists its product as uncharacterized. The record is from RefSeq and is a predicted model, not a curated record. Bases 728 to 1660 code for a protein of 310 amino acids. Lineage: Eukaryota; Metazoa; Arthropoda; Insecta; Hymenoptera; Formicidae. The transcript is spliced from 2 exons.